AUGGCAAAAGCACACAUACUAGUUAUCGGAGCUACUGGGCCAUCGGGCUUAGAAUUCUGCAACGCCGCACUGUUGCAAGGGCACACAUUAACCCUUUAUGUGCGAAGCCCAGAAAAGCUUCCUAAUGAGAUACGCAACAGUGUAAAUGUCUCAGUUGUGAAAGGCACCCUGGAAGAUAUUGCUAGUUUCCAGCGCGCGGCAACUUCCGGCCCUACAGUCUUUGUCUCAUUUGCAGGACCCGUAUCAAAGUCAAAAGGAACGCCUGUGACCGAUGCUAUGAAACGCAUAUUUCCUAUUCUGGUGGAGAGUCACUACGACAGGGCAAUGGUUCUUGGCACAUGCUCAUAUCCUGCACCACAAGACAAAGGCGGUCUUAAGUGGAAAGCAUCGGUUGUUCUUAUCAAGAUCAUAGGCGGGUCUGCUUAUGACGAGUUCAGGGGCCUUGGUGAGUUUGUAGCAUCUCAAGAUGUCUCGCAACUCAAGUGUACUUUGUUCCGAGUGCCGUUUUUAACCAAUGGGCCCAAUGCACCUGUCACCGCUUCAUAUACAGGAACUGGAGACGAUGGGGUCAUGGUCAAUCCCUGGACCAGCGACAAGUCGCGGCAGAAAAGCUGCAAUGCUUGUGUCCGCAGCAAACGGCGCUGCGACAAGCGAACUCCGCAGUGCACUCGUUGCGCUGAGAGAGGCUUAUCUUGUCUUUACCACAAGAACCCCGCGGCAUCUGGUUCGGACAACUCUACCACACACGCUGUGGAUGUCGACUUCGGAGAUCUUAUCAUUGUACCUGAUGAGCCGUCCAUAAUUCCUGGCGCCGAGUUUGAAUUUGGCAGCCCCUCAGUACAUGGGCCUCCUCUGAUCCAAGAGCUGUUCCCUUCCAGUGCUGCAGACGCGGAGAACCCUCAGAUGCCACUCGUCGGCCCAACACCCUCAUUCGACCUGUCCUUUUUAAACUUCGACAACCUCACGGAUUACAUGACAGGCACACCCCAACCCUUUGACAUGCAGCCGUGGCACGGUCUAGCGAUCCAGGACCAGACUAGUAUGACCGCGAUAUCCAGGAUUUCCGGCUCGCCACUGCACGCUAAUUACCGGGUUUCCAUAGAUGAAGGUCGCGAUGUUUCUGAGGACUUCCAACCUUGGAGGCUCUACCAGUCCGAGUCCAAGAUCGGCCUCAUGACCAAGUCAAUUAAGGAGAUACCUGGUGUCUUUGUCCGAACUAAGGAGGCACCUUUCCUUCACCGUCACCUCUAUCGCCAAAACAUACCGCGCUCUAUAAUCACACUGUAUGCCGCAGUGUCUGCAUAUGCCGCUCACAACGACAGCAAUCGUGACUGGGCCCUGCGCGUCCUCUCCGAGGGAGUCGAUGAUCUCCUGGCUGUGCCCAAGGAAGCUGCACACAGUCGUCAUCACCACGAGACGACACAAUCGCACGAGUCGACGACCACUACGGCAGCGCAUGCUCAGGCUCAGGGCCCGGCUGAUGUGGGAACUGGCGCGACAAAUACAGUAUAUGAAAAACUAGCGAACACGCAGGCUCUCUGGAUGUACCAGGUUUUGAGGGUGUUCGAUGGGGAUAUCGGGCUCCGCUCCCAGGCAGAGCGGGAUAUGACUACCCUCGAAGCAUGGCUUCUCGAGCUCGAACAAUACAGAGACAACUUGGCAGAGAUGUGUCUCCUGGAAGAAGCCGAGGUGAGACAGAGGGCUCCCGCGUCGUGGGAGAGUUGGAUUUUCAAUGAGUCCCUCCGACGGACCAUCCUCAUGGGCUACUCAUUUAUCGCCUUCUAUGCGCUGCUCAAGUGGUCGGGUUGCAAGGACACCAACAUGCCUGACCCGGGACAUUUUGUACGCGUGCACCGAUGGACGGCAUCUGGCUCCCUCUGGAGAGCUGAUAGCAGUCCCACCUUCUUCCUCGCGUGGCAUCGACAACGGCAGACAUUUGUGCAGAACUUUUUCAUCGAGGAUUUUGCCAAGGUGGCUAAGCCUGUGGAUGUCGAUCCCCUCUCAUGGAUCAUGCUUGCUGCGUGA
Messenger RNA from Aspergillus novofumigatus IBT 16806, 2025 nucleotides. RefSeq lists its product as uncharacterized. Gene Ontology annotation, molecular function: DNA-binding transcription factor activity, RNA polymerase II-specific; zinc ion binding. The record is from RefSeq and is a predicted model, not a curated record. Bases 1 to 2025 code for a protein of 674 amino acids. Gene Ontology annotation, biological process: regulation of DNA-templated transcription. Lineage: Eukaryota; Fungi; Ascomycota; Eurotiomycetes; Eurotiales; Aspergillaceae. The transcript has 6 exons.